Molecule: messenger RNA, 357 nt
Organism: Darwinula stevensoni
Lineage: Eukaryota; Metazoa; Arthropoda; Ostracoda; Podocopida; Darwinulidae
Source: the annotation of a GenBank genome assembly
AUGACACUACCCGUAAAAGGAAUUGAGGAAGGCCUCAUGGAGUUCAAGCAAAACAUGUCCAUGAUUGCAGAGGCAAUGGAUUCCCUCGGAGCCGAAGGGAAAACAGUGAUUUGUAUAAUAGACGACCCAGUAUCCGAAGACGAUCUAGGAUCUUGGCGAGAAUUGGUCACGAACGAAAAAGUGCGAAAAUAUAACGCAGUUGCCAUCGAAGUAUUGAAGGAACGCAAGCAUGUCUUGACCUGGUACAGUUCCCGAAGGAUCACAGAAGAACUGAUGAAGUCGACCAAUCCAUUCACAGACGGCAUUCAUCUGCACCAGUUUGCCCUCGACUUCAAGACUCAGGUAGGAGAGCCGUGA